GAAAGGACUGUCAAUCGUGAGAUCGUGAGCGUAAAUGAUGACUUUCGAGACGAAAUCGUGAGAGUUGAGACCUGCACUGUACCGUAGAUGGGCGCUGGAAGCGGGCAAAAAAGGACAUCUGCAUCCGAUGACAGACUCCAGGAACAAGAGUCGCCAGAUCUAUUUUCUUUAUUUCUAACUGUCUUCAAGAAACUUCCACUUUCAAACAAACCGUCAGAUCUAUCAACACUGAAGUCAACCUACUUGAAAACUAAACCCACGCUGCAGACGUUUCAGACAGCCGGCCACUGGAUCUGUCACAAAGGCGAUCCUUCUGAAGGAGUUUACCUAGUCGUAGAUGGUGCCGUGGACGUUUGUCUCGAGGAAUCAGAAGGUCGUAACGUUGUUGUUGUCAAUAAACUUACUACUAAUUCUUUUUUCGGCGAACUAAGCUCGCUUUUCAAUAUUCAAUGCACCGCAUCAGUGCGAACGGCAUCUUCACAUACCAAACUUUUUCACAUGAGGCCUGUCCUGUUUGCUGAUUUCAAACCACGGCGACCUGAAUUGUUACUAAAGUGGUGUACACUAAGGAAAUAUGUUGACACGGCUAGCUUAUUUUCUGACGCAAUUCUGGCUACGCAAUCAGUGAAAGCAUGUCUUACCAAUAUCCCAUUGUUUAGGUUGUGGAGCAGUGAAGCAAUCAACUGUCUAGCUAAACUUUGCAAACCAAUGCUGUUCAGUGAAGGGAGUAUAGUUCUAGAGGAAGGGGUCGAGGCUUGUCUUGAGAUGUGUGUUUUGCUGUCUGGGAGGAUCGUUUUUACAGCAGAAGGUCAAGUAUUGGUAUCAGUUAGUGCUGGAUUGAAGGGCUACUGGUUUGGUGAAGAAGGAUUAUUUCUGUCUGAACAAAGGCGUUGUAGUGUGAAAGCUGAUGUCUUGAGUCAGAUUGUGGUUAUUGAUCGAAGCCAAAUUAGCUAUGUACUGAAGCAGUUUCCUUCUGAAAAACGCCACUAUGACAAAUUUAUGAAACACUGGGAAUCGAAUAGACAGAGGCUGGACUAUUCGUUACUUUACAAACACAAAGGGUUAUUGGAUCUAGAGAUAAUUAUGGAGAGACUGAGAAAGACUAAAGAAUUAAAGGAUUGUUCACACAUUGCUGCUUAUCAAAUUGCAAUGGAAAUGUCUCUUAGGCUGGGAAAUGGAAGCUCUGUCUUAUCACACACAGACAUUGGUGGUAAUGCAUUCUUAGUUGUCCUUGGUACGGUUGAGCUAGUGAAAGACAACCGUGUGGAAGAGUCUCUUGUUGCUGGCGGAUACUAUGACCACAGACGAUCUGGAAAAGUACUGGAUGCACGAUUGACUGCUGUCACUGUGCUUGCCUUAUUUCCGUUUUCUGCAGUUGCAGAAGCUUUUAAUGAAUAGUACAGACAUUCAACGUAUACAUGGACAUGGAUACAUGUAAAGGGCCUACAAAUUAGUGACUUGAUAACAAUUGCCGAGUAUAGCGAGUCUUCUA
This is a messenger RNA of Corticium candelabrum, 1492 nucleotides long. RefSeq lists its product as uncharacterized. Gene Ontology annotation, molecular function: voltage-gated potassium channel activity. Gene Ontology annotation, biological process: sodium ion transmembrane transport; potassium ion transmembrane transport; regulation of membrane depolarization. NCBI's taxonomy places the organism in Eukaryota, Metazoa, Porifera, Homoscleromorpha, Homosclerophorida, Plakinidae. Bases 88 to 1398 code for a protein of 436 amino acids. The record is from RefSeq and is a predicted model, not a curated record. Gene Ontology annotation, cellular component: HCN channel complex. The transcript has 14 exons.